Stegostoma tigrinum is the source of this 1569-nucleotide messenger RNA. RefSeq lists its product as uncharacterized. The transcript is spliced from 3 exons. NCBI's taxonomy places the organism in Eukaryota, Metazoa, Chordata, Chondrichthyes, Orectolobiformes, Stegostomatidae. The record is from RefSeq and is a predicted model, not a curated record. The coding region runs from base 191 to 1324 and encodes 377 amino acids.
AGGUUAAAGUAAUAGAAACUGGUAGAGAGGAGUCACCGCUGGAAGAGGAGCUUUCUGAUUGCCGGAAACAGUGAAUUUUGAGAUCUCUGGUAAGAAGUCCAUUCCCAGGGACAGUUGUGUCUGGAGUGUCCUUGGCAACUGAACACAUGGUGUCCACCAAAAAUCUUGAGAAACUUUAACCAUUCACCAAAUGGCAGGAAGACCAUCUAGUCAUUGGAGAAAUCAGGGAGCUGAUGCAAAACCACCAAUGCCUCAGGAGGGAGCUCUGCUUCCAGCUGCUAAAGCAGCCAGUCCAAGGGGUUCAGGAUCUAGAAGCCAAGGAGGUAGAUCAAAGGGUGGGAGUCCCAGCUCAACCAAGCCGUCAAACACUGGAAGAUCUCGGAACCCAACUGUUAACACCAGAAACACUGAAACACAGAGAUCCACCAAGUCAACUACCAAAGGAGCAGAAGGCAAUGGUAAUGGUGUCACACAAACCACGUUGGUUACUGGUAAUGCCAACUCUGGAUCCAAGGCAUUGGGUAAAGAGAGACACACCAACAAGCAAGUUGAUAAAAACAGUCAAGCCAGCAUUUCUACCCAACCAGAGAUGAUCAGUAAGCAGAGGGUAGCAGAAAUUGAGAAAGAGACACGGGGUCAAAGGGAAAAUCCAGCUUGGUUUGAGCAGCGUAGAAACCGAAUCACUGCCUCAGUAGCGCAUAAGAUUUCCCACAGCAAGUUUGUGAAUGGUAAAAGCACUGAGGUUCCUCAGUCCUAUCUUAAGCCUAUUUUGGGCCAGGGCUCAAAUGUUAUGACGCCUGCAAUGAAAUGGGGUGUCCAGAAUGAGUCCGUGGCUAUCAAAAAAUAUGAGAAGCUAAAGUCUGAGGACAUCGAGCGCCAGGUACAUGUCAAGUCAUGUGGGCUGUUUGUUGACCCAGAAAAGCACUGGUUGGCAGCAAGUCCUGAUGGAGUAGUGGUUGACAAGGCAACAGGGGAUACCAUUGGCCUGGUUGAAAUCAAGUGCCCCUACAAACACAAAAAUCACACCAUCAACAAAGCUUGCGAAGAUAAAACAUUCUGCUUGGAACGCAACAACGGUGAACUUCAACUGAAAAAGAAUCAUCCCUAUUUCACCCAGAUUCAAUGCCAGUUGGCAGUUGCAGGCCUCGAGCAGGCUGACCUUGUAGUCUAUACUGACCGUGAUGUUGCCAUUGUCCCAGUAAAAUCUGAUAAUAAGUUCUGGAAGGAGACUGAAAAUAAACUCGAAGAUUUCUACACCAGAGCAGUCCUACCAGAAUUACCAGAAUUACAGAAAAACAAUCAAGUGUUGGCAAAUGAAGAGUAACCAUAUGAAAUAUUCAUGGUGUUUCCCUAAAUAAACCUAUACUUAAAAUGUUGCACCCGCUCUCUUCAAGAAAAUGUCUGAAAUCAAAAGUUAUUAAAAGGAAAAUUCAUGGCAUUGUUAGGAUAAAACUGUGGCUUUCUGAACUUUAUACCAGGAAGUAAUUAUGAAGCUUCAGCAAUGGAAAACAUGAUUCCACAAUUUCCCGGUAUUGUAUCCAGAAACUAAUAAAAUGGCUGUUUCACUGU